Paramecium pentaurelia is the source of this 553-nucleotide messenger RNA. NCBI's taxonomy places the organism in Eukaryota, Ciliophora, Oligohymenophorea, Peniculida, Parameciidae. The record is from the annotation of a GenBank genome assembly.
AUGCUAACCUCAAUUUUUCCUCCCUAGACAUGUAAUGCCAACCAUAUACCCUAUUUCUAUAAUAGAAAGGGCUCCUCCUAUCCCACCAGAGAUGAGGAAGAAAAAAAAUUAUAAAAGAGAAAUAACAGUAUUUUUUGGAAUAGCUUCAUCUAUCGUAAUUAAAACCCAGUAAAGAACUUCUAGAUGCUCCUAUAAAGCUGGGAAAUAUCUUUGCUUUUAAGAAAAGGAUUUUUAAGUAUGAACUAAAAUUUUUAGUAUUUCUUCAUAAUAUAAAAUUAAAUCAAUCAGAUAUCCUUUGAAAUUAUAUUCGCUUUAUUAUUUUUUUGAAAAUUUUGGAACUACUAAUUUUCUAAUUCAAAAAGGCUAUUAAGUUAAAUAAAUAAUAAAUUAGCAUGUAAAUGGAUAUAAUAAACAAAGUGCUUCAUAAAAUUAGUUAAUUCAUUUUUGUUGCAUAAAUUUACUCUUAGGGUUAGUGUCAUAUAGGCCAAGAAUUUAUGGAGCUAAAAUUGGAUAGAAGCUGAAUAAGCUGGAGUUAAUUGAUUUUUUACCUUGA